This is a messenger RNA of Suillus paluster, 858 nucleotides long. RefSeq lists its product as uncharacterized. The transcript is spliced from 5 exons. Lineage: Eukaryota; Fungi; Basidiomycota; Agaricomycetes; Boletales; Suillaceae. The coding region runs from base 1 to 858 and encodes 285 amino acids. The record is from RefSeq and is a predicted model, not a curated record.
AUGUCUGAUAACAUAUUUCACAUUUGUCAAGAGGCAACUAAGGAAGAGUUCAAAGUUUCGAAAUACUACUUGGAUCGUCGUCCUCUGAAGCAUGUGCUGCAAACACAGCUGCCAAUGCAGCAAUUUUUUGAGCCUCCCCCCAAAACCGAAUCUAUUGAAAUUGGGAACAUCAUCUAUUAUGGGUUCAGCAGGAUCCACCUCGCCCAGACAAUAAAGUACACAAAGGACAAGGGCUAUGACAUCAGGCCUGGAGACUUUGUGAAUGUCGCUCGCAGGCUGGAGUAUCAGGCGACAGCAGUUGUGCAAAGUGUCGACUUUCUGAUGGCUCGCUUGACCCUAUUGUCUCAAACUGAUGGCUCAUUGAUUAAUGUUCCCAUGCGGUUCAUGGUAAAGACAUGCAACGUGAGCCUGGAUACCUUUAAGAAUGACAUCGGCAAAGAAGUAUUCAUUAUUCAAGGUCAGCAUAAAGGCUAUCAAGCCACACUAUACGAUAUUGAGAGCAAGGGUUGCUCUGUUGCACUGCAUGGGCAGAAGCGGAUAACACUUGAGCUCCCUGAAGUUACCACUAGGCCCACUACUGUCAUAUACCGGAUCCAAGCACCUCCAAUACCACCUGUGAACAUCCUCACCCCUGGCCUGACCCCCUGUUUCCUCGUCCGCUCCAUUCCUCCUUCUCUGACAAUGCACGAAGUGCAUCUCAGCAGGAUUAGCCCUGCUACCUCCGCCCAACCCCGUUCCACUCCUCUGAUCCUACUCCUACUCCCUCCGCUUUUCCGACUCGCUCGGAUCCUUCAGUUCCGCUCAUAUUGCCCUACCCGACUAUUAGUCCGCCCGACCACCUCACCGGUCCACUCCUAG